GUUGAAACGCCUUUGCUGCAGACGCAGAAACUUUUGUAAACAGAGCUGUGUAUUGAUGGUAGAUAAUGACACGGAAUAACACGUCGAUCGUUCCCGAUAUGUAGAUAAGUUAUUGAUUGACAUUUCAUUUUGGAAGGAAGGAGAGCGUACAUAUGAACUGAAAAUGGUGAUUGUUUUCAAUCAUGUCCUAGUUUCAAGUUUCCUGUUCUAUCGGAACCCCCGCCGAUUUUUGAUAGACGCGGGUUGCAAGACGAACGGUGAUGCUGGAAGCGGUAAAUCUAAACUGCUAGAAAAGGAUUGUGAUACAAAACUAGAGGAGGAGAGUGAUUUUAGAUCGCUGCAUGAACAUGUGCAGAAUGCCCUCAACUAUAUUGCUUCAAAACCGGUGAGGUCUUUGGUGUAUUUGUUAGACAAAGACUCAAGUGAAUUGUUUGCAGACAGAGAAAACACAAAGAAAUUGCCCAAAAAUGGAAUUUGUUGGGAAGCAUGGUCGAUGCGGAAGGCAAGAGCAUGUCAUAACCUUGACCCUGGUGACCCCGUGGUCUCGGAACUCUCCUCCCAACAGGACAACACAGCGUGGAAACCCAAAAGUGUAUUGUGCUUUCCAGUAGACGAUGACCAAUCUGGAAAAUGUAUCGCUCUCAUUGUGGUUGGCAGUAACUUUGGGGAGGAGAUUGAUGCACAUAGUUUGAAGCCACUAGCUGAACAGAUUGUAGCCUGCUACAGGAACAUGUGCAAGUGUGAUGAGUCAACGGGGGAACAGUACCGCGAGACCUACGCCCCGACACCCUCCACAACGACAUCCGACAAGGACGCCAUCGUCAAACUAUGCGGAGAGCUGUAUGAUCAGGAUGCUGCUGACCUACAGUGCAAGAUAAUCAAAUAUUUAGAAGAGCACACCAAUGCAGAGUUUGGCUUCAUGUUGUUAGUGGUGCCAGAAACUCAAGAACUAUAUUGUCAGGUGAUUGGAGACAAAGUUCUGGAUCCAGAAAUUCGGUUUCCUGGUGAGACCAGUACAUUCUCCACUGUUUUGGAAACCAAAGAUCCACUACGGCUGGAGAACAUAAGUGAAGAAAAAAAGAAGGAGAUGGAGGACCUAUUGGGAAGGAGUCUUCAGUCCUUGGUGUGUGUCCCUGUUUCCAGUCGGAACUAUGAUGGACUUGUUGCCAUAGCAUGUGUUGCCAACAAGUUUGGCAGAGACAGUUUUACCAGUGAUGAUGUUGAGACGAUACAGACCUGUUUUAAAUAUACUGCCGCCAUCUUAACUAAUACUUUAGCAUUCCAAAAUGAACGAAAACUCAAAAAACAAACGCAGGCCAUGUUGGAAGUAGCCAAGAACCUUUUUACCCACCUAGAUGACUUAACGAAACUUCUACGAGAAAUUAUGCAAGAAGCCAGGAAUCUAACACAAGCAGAGAGGUGCUCUGUAUUCUUGAUAGAUGAAGAGACAGAGGAGCUAGUUGCCAAAGUGUUUGAUGGAAUCACCACGAAUGACAAGGAGGUUCAGUCAGAGAUCCGAAUGCCAAUUAUUCAGGGAAUAGCAGGCCAUGUAGCUACAACAGGAAAGCUUCUAAAUAUUAAAGAUGCCUACUCACAUCCAAUGUUUUAUAGAGGGAUUGACGAUUCCACAGGGUUCAGAACAAGAAACAUACUUUGCUUCCCUAUCAAGAAUGAAGCUGGUAAUGUGUUAGGAGUGGCCCAGCUAUGUAACAAGAAGACUGGGCCUUUCUUCACAGUGUUUGAUGAGGAUGUUGCAUCCGCAUUUGCCGUCUACUGCUGCAUCAGCAUCAGCCAUUGUCUUAUGUACAAGAAGUUACAAGACUCCCAGCACAGAAAUAGGCUUGCAAAUGAACUUAUGAAUUAUCAUAUGCAGGUGGCACAAGAAGAAGUCGACGAAUUGGCUCACAAUGAUAUACAUCCGCCCUCUUUCUGGCAUGAAGACUUUGAUAAGUUCUCAUUUCCUCCAAGAAUGAUACCAGAAGAUGAUACUGAAAAGGCUUGUUUAACUAUGUUUGAAGAUUUGGGAUUUAUAUCAAAACACAGAAUCAAGAGAGACACACUCGCCAGGUUUGUGCUGAUGGUGCGGCGUGGAUACAGAAAUCCACCAUAUCACAACUGGAUGCAUGCGUUUGCUGUUACACAUUUCUGUUACGUUUGUAUGAAGAACCUGAAACUUACACAAUAUUUAGAAGACAUAGAAAUGUUUUCACUGUUUACAUCGUGUAUGUGCCAUGAUAUUGACCACCGAGGAACUAAUAAUUCAUAUCAGUCAGUAUCGAAAUCUGUUCUUGCUGCCUUGUACAGCUCAGAGGGAUCUGUCCUGGAGAGGCAUCACUUUGCUCAAUCCAUGUGUAUAGUCAACACAGACGGAUGCAACAUCUUUGAGAACUUGUCUAGCAAGGAUUAUCAACAAGCUUUAGAUCUUAUGAGGGACAUCAUAUUAGCCACUGAUCUAGCACACCACUUACGAAUAUUGAAGAACAUCGAAUCCAUGGCAAAGUCUGGCUAUGACAAAAGCAACAUGAAACACCACAAACUGCUGCUGUGUCUCCUGAUGACUGCAUCUGAUUUGUCAGACCAGACCAAGCCAUGGGAUGCCACCAAACAUAUAGCUGCACUGAUCUACAAGGAGUUUUUCUCCCAAGGAGAUAUGGAGAAGUCAAUGGGGCGGGAGCCUAUAGAGAUGAUGGACCGGGAAAGAGCUCGUAUACCAGAUUUACAAAUAGGCUUCCUAGACCAUAUUGCCCUACCAGUUUAUAAGGUGCUUUCUGAACUCUUUCCUGAGGCGAACUGUGUUAGAGUAGCUGUGGACGACAACCGUCGACACUGGGACAAAAUUUGUGCUCUCAUUAAAAUACGACGCGGUGGCAGCUGUGAACAGAUGAGCUAUGACCAGAUAUUAGCACUGGAAGCUGAGGACCACUCACCACAAGCCAACCAAUCCAACCACAUCCAGUAGGAUAGACAACCUCAUACAACUACAUGUUAUUUUCAAAAUAAAUUGUGUAAACCCAUUGGUCCAUUUAGUGAACAGUCAAUUCAUCACAGAUUACUGUUAUCACAUGUGUACGACUUGCAUUUAUUUACAAAGGCAUUAAGCAUUGAAAAGAUAUAGAAAAGGUCUGGCUAAACUUCAGUUUGGUUAUUGAUGUAAAGGAAGAAAUCCAGAUACCUAGGGAGUAGGGACAUGGUUUUGGAUGAGUAAUGCAAAAAUAUUAUGGUAUUAUUUUUUUACCUCACACAUCAGUAUAGGACUAUUUUCUAAAUGAAAAAAAAAAGGUAAAAAAACAGAAGUUCUUACCACAAGGGAUUAACUUUCCAAGGAGAAGUCCUAACGACACAGUAUUAACCUCUCAAGGAGGACACAUGUCCUUAAAGUACUAAUCUUUCAAAAGCAUAAUAAUUCUAUAGACACAAAACUUAACCUUGGACUUCUUUGAAAGCACAAAAAUAUCCAUUGAAGAUGGACAGACAUGUAUAUUUACGCUCCUUAAGAUUUAGUAAUCAUAUACACAAAAGAUGAUAUAACAACAGAAUUAAAGUACACGCUCAGUAUUGAUCUAAUUGUCUGGUGUUGUUAGUGAAUGCUUAACUUGUUAGCAUAAUGAAAAUUACCUUAGUGUUAAUGUUUUCUCCAGAAUGACCAAUGAAUUUUUUUAUUUAUUUUUCCGCCAAGAAAUUAUCUUGCGUUCUCCGUGAUGAAUAUGCACUUUCCUUUACAAUAUGGAAAAGAGCAAAACAUGAAGUGUAAAAAUCUUGAUGAACUAUGAUUUUAAUAUGUUUAUGUACUCAUCGUUAAUACAGAACUUGCAAUGUAAUUGCUCAAACAUAUUCAUAUAACAUCUAUCAUCUUUACCUGAAUAGUAAACUUUCUCAAUAUUUUUUACUGAGUUUCAAGCAAUCAUAGGCAUGUUGACAUAUUUGAUUGUUCAUCAGAUGGCUUCUUCUGCUGUAAAAGUGUCCAGCUCUUAAUUCAUAAGAGGAGGGUUUAUUCUUCGUAUACAUGUAUGCUACACUUUUUCAUUCUACAUUUACUUUGUAGUAUGUUCAAGUAAUGUGUUAUCUCCUCUACAGUUUCCUAAAAAAAUUGUAUUUUAAUAUUUAGGUUUAGAUACCCAUUCAGUAGAUAGUGAUAUUUCGAUUGAAAGAGUGAAUUUCACAAUUUAGAUUAACAUUGUAUGUCAAAAUUUUGCAUUAAAAUCCUGUUUAAUUCGGAGAUUUUAGUUCAUUACUAUAAUGUUAACUUCAUUUCUAUUUAAUUUUUUCUUUUAUAACAUCAACCUCUGAUAAAACAGUUCGAAGAACAUCGAUAGAUAAGCUCAUGAUAUGCAAUAUUUCAGCAUCACAUUUCAAUAGGAAAAGAAUUAUCACAUUGCCAUAUGCAUUGUUUGUGGCAGUCUAAUUAUUCCAUCACAAUUCACUUAAAGUCACUUAAUGCACUGAUAAGUAAAAUUGUGACAAGUUUUGACAGAUUCAAUAGUAAAAACGUAGUUAAAACCAUCAGAUCUAUACAUGUUAUGUUUCUCAUUUCACAAAUGUAUAUUAUUUCUAUACAUGUGUUUAUGAAGUUUGGAUUUAUUGCAUACAACAGAAACUUUUCAAUUUGUUACUUGUUGUAAAAUCUAUUACAAUGUUUCUUACAAAUAGUGGGGAGAGGAGGGGUAACUUGCCAUGGGCUAUCUAUAUGGAUUAAAUUGGUCGUUUCUGGGUAAUUUGUAUAUUUCCUGAUAAAAUGCUCACAUGAUUUUAACAAUUUUAUGUCCGUGAAUGAUGUAUUCUAUAAUACCUAUGAAAAUUACCUCCCUUAAACUGAUUUCUGUUUGAAUUUGUUUGUUAACUGUUGAUGCUUAGAUGUUUAUAAAUGUUUCUUUACAAAAUGACAAAAUUCAAGUCCAUAUAUAACGUAUGCUAUAAAUUUGCAACCAUGAUGUAUUUUUAUUUACUGCAUUCUUAUUUUGUUAAUGAGUUAACAUACAUAAAUAUAUAUUAUGUUGCUUUUGUUAGUUAUAUUCAUUACAAAUGCUGUACAUCUGUAUAAGAAUCUGAAGAUUUAUGGUAAUUAUAAAUGAUAAAAUGCAUGCUGAAGUAGAAAUAAUUCAUUGAGUUUACUGAUAGUUAUUUAUUUUCCUCCAUAAAUCUACUGGUUACUUCCGUUUUUUAUUAAUUGGUAGGAUUUCUUGUUUUUCAUAUCGUUAAUGAUAUUUGCAUUAUAAUUACUUUAUUGUUUACCGCUUACUUUUACUAUGCAACAUAUGCCUCUACUUUUUUUUUCAAUCUUACAUGUAGUAACCAUUUUAUCUUGUGUUUUAGUUAUAUCGGAGAUUAUUAAAUGUUAACUUCUUCCUUGUUACUGAAGUUCCACUCUAAGGGUAUGCAUAUGUAUGAGUUACUUCCCUUAAAAACUAUAGCCAUUUGUAUCAGUUUGAUCUGUGUGUUUCUAAUUAAUAGUCCAAACAUGUAACCAAUGUAAGGCCAAGUGUACUCAGUACCAAUGUUUUUGAGAAAUAGGUGGGAAUAAAUCAGUAGGCUCCUUCAUGCUGAGUAUCAAUACCAAAACGGUAUGAUGCUGGUUUCCAAUUGGACAUUCAAACUUCAGAAGUACAUUCAUAGAUCUCCUUUGAACCAUCUAAUACUGUAAGUGUACUUAAUUUGACACAUUCAAAGUUUAGCGCAAAACCAAUUAAAACAGAUUAGCGGAAUGAUGAAUUACACACCAACAGUUAUUGCCAUAAAAACUGAUGUAGAUAAACUACAAUUAGCGCAGUCAUGAUUAACAGAUGCUUCCAGCGUGAAAAAAAUGCUUAAAUAAGAUUACCGCUAAAAUAUGUAUGUUUACAGUACCUUAAAACGAUGUAUUUUUCAUUAGUCAUGUUUACUUACAAUGAUAAUUUCUAUCAUAAAUUAUGGAUAAUUUCCUAUCAUAAAUUAUUAAAAAUGGAGAGUUUUGGUUCCAAAUAGGGAGUUUGCAAUCCAUAGAAGGGAGGGUUAAAUUGACAGGUAUGUGACCAAGGUUGGAAACCUAUGAAACUAGUGAUGCUUCAGCUAUAUUGUAAAAGGAACUACAGUGUACUGUAUUACAACAACCUGAUAUGUGUCACUCAUGCUUUAUAGACAAGACAGAUCUAUGUUGUAAUAGGAACCAUUCUUGUAGACACACUCCAAAUGUUGUGUAUGCUUUGUAGAGAAGAUAGAUUUUACAUUUGUAUUGUGUAGUAAUACAAGAGCUUUAUAUAGUUAUGUUGUAGUGAAAUACAGUCAUGUAAUGCCAUAUCUAAUACUGCUUAUUGCUACAGCUAAAUACAGAUUUUUAAUAAUAUUUCAUUUUUUUUUUUUAAUUGUGUGUAUGUGUGAAAAGAUGAAGAAUAUAUUUCAUCCAUAAAAGAUCAGAUUGUCCAAACAUGACACUGCAUUGUAUCAGUUUGCAAUAAUUGUCCACAACUCCUGUCCAAUUAUAUAUUCCAUAAAAGAAGUUAUAAAUUAGUAUAAUAUUUAGCAUGUAGAGGUCUCCAAUACACGUGAAUGUAAUAUCUGAGAAUGUUACAUCAUUUCCAGGAAUCUUAUGCUAGUACUGGCCUGGGAAUGUUAUGUCAUUAAUGGAAUAUUGUGAUAUACAUCGUUUUGUAAUAAAAAGGAAUACAAGUGAAAAAAAUAUCCUGAUUAUAUAUCCUGGGACUCUUCUCUUUCUCUCAGAGAUUACCCCUAACCUUUACUCUCAUCUUUAGAUUUAUAAUUUAUUAUUGAAUGUAGUUAUAACUUACAAUACAUGUAUAUUAAUCGAAGUUCAACCCAACAAAACCAUACCAGGUGAUUCAAUAUGUAUAAAAUGUGUGAUCAAAAGUUUGUGAUAUUAUAACUGUGUGAUAGCUUCUAUUAUUUCAUUGAUUUUUUAAAAUUUUAUUUAACUUGUAGUUUGUGAAGUCUAGCUUGAUACCAUUGUCCGAUACCCAUGGUUGAUUACACUAGCUAUGCUACGCUACACUUAUCACCCGUGGAUCAACUUAGUGAAAAAUCAUUGUUUCAACAGAGGCUGUUUGAUUGGCCUCAUCACAUUUUCCUAUCAAAAUUUCAGCCAAACAUAUUCAAGGUAACAUAUUCUUUACAGAAGUGCAUAUCAAAAACAGUAGCAGCGAGUGGUCUCAGAAAUUUAAUAUCAACAGAUUUAAACCAUUUCUACAGUAUGCUAAUCGUAGUGUAGCAUAGUGCAAUCAACAUGUGGGUAUCCGACAAUGGCUUGAUACUUAAAUUCAAAGAUUUUAUUUCACAAAGUAGUACUUGUGUUCUGUGUAUAUAGUUAGCCUCUCAGUUACUAUUUUCCAAUCAAAUGUGUUGAUUGAUUUUAAGACUCUAUUGUGUAAUAUAGUCGUAUGUGAUAUGCAGAUUUUCCAAAAACCUCAUUAUAUACAUUUCUUCGCUUCAUUUGUUUCUGUUUGCAAUUAUUACAUCAGAUUUUUCAUAAGCAGUGUUGCUAGAGAUGUAUAUAUAAGUUUUCCUCUGAUAUAAUUUCCUCUUAAAAGUUUAUAUCACUUUUGUGAUAUUAGAAAAUGAACACUCGGUGGUGAGGAGGGAGGUGCUAUCUUCAGAAAUUCUUCUUUUGAAAACGCAUCAAUAUUUUAUCUGUACGUGACUUUUUAUAUUUUUGUUUAUUAUUGCUAUAUUUCCUCUAUAGGUGUUAGGCUUCUUAUCAAACUUCAUGGUAACACUGGAGUAUGUUGUGGUUAGAUACCUUUAUCUAAUAUCAAGUAGGGGAUAAUUAGCAGCUAAAAAAUCCUGCCUGAGUAUAGAGGCUGUUCAGGAAAGGAAGUACAAAUUGUCACUAGGAACCGAUUGUUAUAUGACAGGGAAAAACCUUCUUGAAUAUUUUACCUUUUCAAAUUUCUUUUGUUGUUUUGACUUUUUUCAUUUCAAAUAACAUAGUCUAGAUAAAUAGAUAAGUAUGUAUGCAUGCAUUUUAAAUAAUAUUUUAAGUACUUCAGUAACUUUACAUUCUUGAAAAUAAAUUUUAAUAACCAUUUUAGCAUGUGAAUAUUUAUGGCACAAACUGAGCAUGUUCAGUUGGAAGAUGGAUCUAUAUGUAUUUCUGUAGAGAUUAUAUGAUUAUCUGAAAGGUCAUUUGACUGUUUUGCUCAAAGUGUUAUAGAUUUAGAGAUUCAUAUAAUGUGAUUCAGUCAAAGUUACAUUUAAUGUUUGGUAAGGCAUAUUAGAAUAUUAACAACAUUAACUUUGGUGUAUUCUAAUUCAAUAAAGGACAUUUUUUCAAAUUAUUUACUAACCUUUUGAUCUUCAAAUUAGGUUUGCUUUCACAUUUAGAUACAAAUUGGCCAGUAUACAGUAUUGUAUUCAAGGUGAGGUUAUCAACAAACAGCCAUUCAGGGAUAGUAUUGUCAUCUAUAAAUGUAUACUUACAGUAGUGAUUGAAGACUUAAUUUGUUAUUGAUAAUUAAUUAUCCACUACUAAGUAUGAUUUUACAAUUCUUUUUUAAAACUAUUAUCAUCAUAUAAUCACAGUUUAUCAGUAAGAAAACAUUUUGUAUUUUUUCCUUCAUGGAAAAAACCGAGUAACUCAUCUACAUUUUAUGAUAUUUGACCUUAUUGUAAGAUGAUGGAAAAUUUCUAGGUUAUAUUAAUUAGCUUUAAUUAAUUUUUAUCCUGCUGUGUUUCAGUUGUUACUUAAAUAAAAGAUAUUAUAUUGA
This is a messenger RNA of Pecten maximus, 8690 nucleotides long. RefSeq names its product cGMP-dependent 3',5'-cyclic phosphodiesterase-like. Lineage: Eukaryota; Metazoa; Mollusca; Bivalvia; Pectinida; Pectinidae. Gene Ontology annotation, molecular function: 3',5'-cyclic-GMP phosphodiesterase activity; protein homodimerization activity; 3',5'-cGMP-stimulated cyclic-nucleotide phosphodiesterase activity. The transcript is spliced from 30 exons. Gene Ontology annotation, cellular component: mitochondrial inner membrane; synaptic membrane; cytosol. Gene Ontology annotation, biological process: positive regulation of gene expression; regulation of mitochondrion organization; cGMP catabolic process. The record is from RefSeq and is a predicted model, not a curated record. The coding region runs from base 164 to 2959 and encodes 931 amino acids.